GUCACGAACCAGGAACUGGAGUACAGAGGAUUGACUGAGGAAUCACAACAGAGGCGCUGCUGUAACAGCUUUAGCCCGUGUCACUGUGUGUGUGUGUGAGUGUGUGUGUGUGUGUUGUUAGUGAGACGGAACAUGUCGAGAAAAGCCAAAGACGAAUAUUACCGCUUCUUUACCGUUAGCGACCCACGCACACAUGAGAAGGGACACACGGAGUAUAAAGUGACAGCACGGUUUGUGUCCAAGCGUCAUCCAGAGGAUGUGAAGGAGGUGGUUGUGUGGAGGAGGUUUUCAGAGCUGAAGAAGCUUCACGGGGAGUUGGCCUAUACACACAGGAACCUGUUUAGACGACAGGAGGAGUUUCCUCCUUUCCCCCGUGCACACGUUUUUGGAAGGUUUGAUGAGGCUGUGAUAGAAGAAAGAAGAGAGGCGGCAGAGGCCAUGCUUUCGUUCACUACCAGGAUCCCUGCACUCUACAAUAGCCCCCAAAUGAAGGACUUCUUCAGGGGUGGUGAGGUCACAAGACCUCUGGAUCUAAGUAACACCCUGUCCUCUACUGGGCCCCUGCCUCCUCCUCUCAUCCCUCUCCCCAAGCGGAGGGCGUCAGACUGUGAGCCUGCAGAAGAGGAGGAAGGAAAGGAGGCUCCCACCUUACCUCAGGAUCUAGGCACCAACCUGGGUUUAGAAGUGGGAGAACCCGAGGUGGCGGCUGAGGCUUACAGUGAGGUGGGAGGUUCGCCGAGAGGAGAAGAAGAAGAAGAAGAAGAAGAAAAAGAAAGAGAGGAGCACAGCGAUGUAGAGUUGGAUGACAGAGUCCCAUCUCCUGGUUCAUCUCCAGCCAGAAACCACAAAUCACAAGAAUUACAAGAGGAGUUUGAUUUACUCUUUGACUCUGUGGCAGAGGAGCAGGUCCCAUCCCCAAAGGACAAAGAUCCUCCCCCUCUCACUGAUAAUGACAUGGCUGUUUUUGAUCCCUGCUAUAAACAAGAUAGAUCCAGUUCCUCCAGUGACCUCUCAGAACUGGUCUCUCUGCACCCAACCUGUUUAGAGGGAGGGGACAUGGGAUAUCUGAACCAAGCAGCCACUGAGCUAAUAACUGCCAUGGAGAGCGAGAAGGAGGGAGAAUUUAGCUCUGCUAUUCGUGGAUACCGGGCAGCGGUGGAUAUACUGAUCACCGGAGUACAAGGAGAGCCAGAUCCAGUGCGCAGGGAGUCCGUGAUGAGAAGGACCGCACAGUAUCUGGAACACGCUGAGAUGCUGGUGGACAGACAUUCCUCACCCACCAACUCUCACACAUCCACACGCACACAUCCACAGGGACCAUAGGUGUUUGUGUGCACAUGUGGAUCAAAGACAAUGCUCAGGGUUAAGACAUGCAUACUCACAGGUCCAUGUUUCACACUCACACACACACACACAUUCCCUAGCCCCUUACCCUAACCUUAACUAUUGCAACUAAAUGCCUAACUAAAACCUGAACCCCAAAACCAAGUUGUAACCCCCAAAAAGCCCUUUAAAGUUAUGAGGACCAGACAAAAUGUCCACACUCACUUUUGUUUGAUACAUUAUUUUGUCCUCAUAAAGCUGCACAUACAAGAAUGCACACACAGGAGGACAUUAAAUUGACUGAAAUUAAUUUCCAGGAGACUUACGCUAACGUUAACCAUAACUGCUACUGGCCUUACCCUAACCUUAACCUUGAUCUAACCUCAUCCUAACAUACAAUAUGUCUUCAACCUAAAUUGUAAUAAUUUAUGUUACAGGGACGUGAUUUUUGUCCCCAUAAGGAAGACAAGUCCCCAUAAUGUGAGUAAAAACAGAUUUUAUGCC
Solea senegalensis (Senegalese sole) is the source of this 1827-nucleotide messenger RNA. It is a transcript of the gene snx15, whose product is annotated as sorting nexin 15. Bases 133 to 1323 code for a protein of 396 amino acids. Gene Ontology annotation, molecular function: phosphatidylinositol binding. The record is from RefSeq and is a predicted model, not a curated record. The transcript has 7 exons. NCBI's taxonomy places the organism in Eukaryota, Metazoa, Chordata, Actinopteri, Pleuronectiformes, Soleidae.